AUGACAGCCAUAAUUACAGAACGAGAAGUUAUUUCAGAAUUUUUAGAGAUGUACAAAGAAUUUACUUGUUUGUGGGAUAUUUCCUGUAAACAGUAUAGUAACAAAGAUGCCAGAAACCAAGCACUUCAAGUCUUACUUGAAAAAUUAAAAGUAAUCGACAAAGAAGCAAGUAUUGCAACAGUGAAAAAAAAAAUUGAAAAUAUGAGAGCUGCCUAUAAAAGAGAGUUAAAAAAGGUUCAAGACAGUAAAGUAUUUGGUACUGGUGCUGGACUGAAGGAUGUUUAUAUCCCAACAUUAUGGUACUUCGAAUAUUUGACAUUUUUAGAUCACAAAGAAACUUUAAAUAGAAGUGGAGUUGACACUUUAGAUAUCUGUGGUGAUGAUGAGGUAUCUGAAACACAAAGUUUAAUAAGUGAACCAUCAAAUCCGUCAGCCAUUAAACGACGUGCUACAAAUUUUCAGAAGAAACAGGAAAGAUUAAUCGAAUGUGCACAACAAUUAAUGUCAACAGAAGAUGGCCCUGCAGAAUCAUAUGGGAGAGCUAUUGGACUACAGCUUAAAGACAUGAAUAGAACACAGCAGUGUAUUGCAGAAAAAUUAAUAUCAGAAGUCAUUUUUUUUGGAAAAAUGGAAAAGUUAACUUUACAGUCGUCAAUAGCAUUAAACAGCUAUGCUAAUUCAGGAAAUCAUCCAUCAGCUUCGCCAUCACCUAGUGCAUCAUCAAUGUCUAAUUGUUCAGAUACUCUGAAUAUUUUUCCAAUAACACAUGGAACGAUGCCUAUUUCUAGUAUUUCUACAUUAAAUGAAAUACCAAAUGACAUUCAACAUGCAUACAAUAUGCAAGAAUUUUUAACGUUCAAGAAUUUGCAAUAA
Melanaphis sacchari is the source of this 873-nucleotide messenger RNA. RefSeq lists its product as uncharacterized. The record is from RefSeq and is a predicted model, not a curated record. The transcript has 4 exons. Bases 1 to 873 code for a protein of 290 amino acids. Lineage: Eukaryota; Metazoa; Arthropoda; Insecta; Hemiptera; Aphididae.